Sardina pilchardus (European sardine) is the source of this 3077-nucleotide messenger RNA. RefSeq names its product hydroxycarboxylic acid receptor 2-like. The record is from RefSeq and is a predicted model, not a curated record. Bases 71 to 1078 code for a protein of 335 amino acids. Gene Ontology annotation, biological process: G protein-coupled receptor signaling pathway. The transcript is spliced from 2 exons. Gene Ontology annotation, molecular function: G protein-coupled receptor activity. Lineage: Eukaryota; Metazoa; Chordata; Actinopteri; Clupeiformes; Clupeidae. Gene Ontology annotation, cellular component: plasma membrane.
GGAGUGCUAGUAACAAUUCUGACUGCUAUAAAUAAUCCUGACUAUACUUCUGCAAUUUUCAUUUCCAAAAAUGCUCUCAGAGCCAAACCUCACAACUCCAAUUCCUGAUGGUGAUGGUGGUAUUGGUGGCUGUCCACCAGUUGGUAUUCAACUGGAGGGCGUGAUCCUACCGCCAGUCCUCACCAUUGAUGUCAUACUGGGGUUGCUUGGAAACAUAGUCGCCCUGUGGAUCUUCUGCUUUAAACUGAAGGCUUGGAACCCCAACAACUUGUUCCUCUUCAACCUGGUCAUUGCUGAUUUCCUGGCUCUUGUGAGUCUCCCGCUGAGGAUCGAUGCCUUACUCAGGGGCUACUGGGUGUUUGGAGAUGGCUUGUGCAGGAUGAACCUCUUCCUGAUGUUUUCCAAUCGCUCGGCCAGCAUCGCACUCAUGACUGUGGUGGCCAUUUACCGCUACUUUAAGGUGGUCCAUCCUCACCACUGCUUUAACCGCAUGAUCAAGCAUCAGGCUGCAUUUGUUUUGCUGUUUGUCUGGCUCUUGGUGAUCAGCGUUUGGAGUCCGAUACUGGCUUACAACCAUAUCAAGAACAUCCGCAACAACACCCAGUGCUUCUUCUUCGCUUCAUACAAGGAGGAUGGUUUCAUGAUCCUAGUGGGCACAUAUCGUAUCCUGAUGGUCCUGGAGUUCAUCCUCCCACUGGCCAUGCUGCUCUUCUGUUCCAUCCAGAUCUCCAGAUUCCUGAAGAAGCAACAGAUGGGGAAAAUGAACAAGGUGCACAAGGCGAUGCAAGCGUGUGUCGUCAUCAUCGUGGUGUUCAUGGUUUGUUUCCUGCCCACCACGGUGACGACCAUCGGGGUGUGGGUCAUCCGCUCGUAUCGCCCAUGGGACUGUAACGCCUUCUACACCUUCACCCAGCUCACCAUUGCGUCUUUUGGGUUGAACUUCCUGAACUCUGCUCUGGACCCCAUCGUUUAUGUGUUCUCCAGCACCAUGUUUAGGAGGGCGCUGAUGGGUGCUCUGCCAAAUCAUUUUGUCUCGUUUGAAUUGCGUCAUUUUCGUAAAUUUCACUGGUCUAGUUAAUACCAGGCUGCUUCUCAGAUCUCAGAGUCGGUCUGGAAAGGCUUCAUUGACUUAUGACUUACAGGGGUGUAACCCGUGGUCAAAUUCAACUUAAAUUGGUGCAUUAAACUCUUACCAAAUAUUUUAAUUAUGUCUUUAUUAUGUGAGCUACAUGUUCUACAGGGAAGUACAGCGGGUUUCAUUGUCGGUGUUGGGUGUUUUCUGCUGGUUUGAUGUUCGUUUGCGGAGCCAACCAAUUGUUUGGUUUGCCGCGAUUUUGCUCACAUUCACUCAUUGCUAUAUCAUUAACUUCAUUCUUAUCAAUAACAAUUACAUAGUGUGGUACCCACAAGCUCAACCUCCAUUUGCCAUGUGUUAUUGUCUGUAUAUUGUCCAUAAUCUGGUUAAUGCAUACUGUACAUCUACUCACAACACUUCCUGGCACUUUGAGUUCUGUUUCCGUGCCAUUGCGGAAGCGCUCUCCACACAGGGACCGAACAUUUUAACCAUUCUGCAGGGGUAGGGAGCAGGGCAUUGUGCAACAGGAGUGUUUGAGUCAUUCUUUUGGUGGGAUUAUUUCUUUAUGCCUUGUUAUGUAUGUAUUUAUAACAAAACUAUAUUGUUUUCGAAACAUACAUUUUUGUUGUUUUUAAAUAUUAUGUUGAUGACAUCCCCUAAAAAAGACAAGUAGAACGGCUAACAACCGGAUUCAUGAGGUCAUUAUCCUUUUGAAAUAACUUCAGCCACCGUUAAUGCCACGGGGCAAACGUGUUUCUUAGCGUCUUGAAACUUUCUUCUGUGAACUGAAAGUCCGAUCAAAUUUCAUUCAAAGGCAGUCCAUAAUUCAAAUGAAAUUGUUUUCUAACGAAAAAGUCCCAACUUUUAUAAUAGGCCCAAAUAAUAGAAUAUUUAUAGGCAAGAUGUUUGUAGUGCUUCGGAAAAUGGGACAUUUUAUAUUUAAUCAAAACCGUUCAGUCCGUAAUUCAUUCUCCCUCCUUCGCAUUCGGUUUGGAAAGAAACAGCAUAAGAGAGCAUAAACCAUAGUUUCUCCAGUAGGCCUAUCUUAUUUUACAAAUUUGACAACAGCCAGCUUACAUUUCAAAUAAACAUAGCCUAGAGGUUUGUUGUGCGUCGGAAAAUGGGACAUUUUAUUUUUUAAUUGUUUCCCGCAUUUAGAAUCAAGAAUAACAUUCGUGAACCAUUUUGUUUUGUUGCCAGCAUAAAAACAAGCGUACCAUCGGCCUAUCCACACAUUUGAAAUAAAAUGUAUGAAUUGACCCAAAAACGAGAACACAGUUGUGCUUAGGACAUAGGCUUAUGCUUUUAGUGGUUAGGCCUACCUCAUGAAACCAUUAGUGACAGCAAAACAAACCUAAACGAAACAGCCAGAUGCCUCUUCAUAAAAUGGGCUAACAGAAGACACCUUCAUAAACAAUAACAAGUUUUGUCGUGAGACUAGGCUAUUAAAAGCAGAUAAGAUGUUCAGCUUGCUUCGGGAUUGAAUUCAAUUUGGGACUGUUUGGCUAGUGGUAAAUGCCGAAAUUCCUAACCCUGCUCACAAGUGUCACCUGGUGGUUGUUUGGGACAUUGCAGCUUCACUUGGGAAAAUAAAUAAAAUACACGUGAUUCACGUGUGAUUCUCAUGAGAAUCUCACGUGAAAGCGGCCAAUGUCAACCAACGCCCACUGUAUAUCAUUAACUUCAUACUUAUCAAUAACAAUUACAUAGUGUGGUACCCACUAGCUCAACUUCCAUUUGCCAUGUUUUAUUGUCUGUAUAUUGUCCAUAAUCUGGUUAAUGCAUACAUCUACUCACAACACAACCCUGCCCACGCACCCCAGUGACCCAUUACCCUCCAAAAUUACUAAUGGAUUACUGAUGGACUAUUUAUUCCCUAUACUGGACUGUUUGAACCUUCUGAUACUACAAAUGACUUUACUCUACUGUAACUGACCCUAGGCAAAUGGCUUGGGCCCUUGAGUCGUGGAUCUGUCUGAGGUUUCUUCCUAUAUGUAUCUCC